Molecule: messenger RNA, 2540 nt
Organism: Phodopus roborovskii (desert hamster)
Lineage: Eukaryota; Metazoa; Chordata; Mammalia; Rodentia; Cricetidae
Gene: Ctdsp1
Product: CTD small phosphatase 1
Exons: 7
Coding region: 359-1141 (260 amino acids)
Molecular function (GO): RNA polymerase II CTD heptapeptide repeat phosphatase activity
Source: RefSeq, a predicted model, not a curated record
AUCGCCGCAGGAACCAGGCCCGCCUUCCAGUCCGCCAGGCCCCAGAAGUGAUGAAAGCUGCGGCCGAGCCCUGGUCCCGCCGAAGCCGUUGCCCUUUUAAGGGGGAGCCUUGAAACGGCGCCCGGGUUCCAUGUUUGCAUCCGCCUCGCGGGGAGGAAACUCCAUGUUGUAACAAAGUUUCCUCCGCGCCCCCUCCCUCCCCCUCCCCCCGAGAACCUGGCUCCCCUCCCCUCCGAAGCUCGCGGGGAUCCCUCCCUCCCACCCUCCCCUCCCCCCCGCGCCCCGAUUCCGGCCCGAGCCGGGGGGGAGGCCGGGCGCCGGGGCCAGAGUCCGGCCGGAGUGGAGCGCGCCGGGCCCCAUGGACAGCUCGGCCGUCAUUACUCAGAUCAGCAAGGAGGAGGCGCGGGGCCCGCUGCGGGGCAAAGGUGACCAGAAGUCAGCAGCGUCCCAGAAGCCCCGAAGUCGGGGCAUCUUCCACUCGCUCUUCUGCUGUGUCUGCCGAGAUGAUGGGGAGGCCCGGCCUGCCCACAGUGGGGCUCCCCUGCUGGUGGAGGAAAAUGGCGCCAUCCCUAAGACCCCAGUCCAGUACCUGCUUCCCGAGGCCAAGGCCCAGGACUCAGACAAGAUCUGCGUGGUCAUCGACCUGGACGAGACCCUGGUGCACAGCUCCUUCAAGCCUGUGAAUAAUGCUGACUUCAUCAUACCCGUGGAGAUUGAUGGGGUAGUUCACCAGGUCUAUGUGCUGAAGCGGCCCCAUGUGGAUGAGUUCCUACAACGAAUGGGCGAGCUCUUUGAGUGUGUGCUGUUCACUGCCAGCCUUGCCAAGUAUGCAGACCCUGUAGCUGACCUGCUGGACAAGUGGGGAGCCUUCCGUGCCCGGCUGUUUCGAGAGUCGUGUGUCUUCCACCGGGGGAACUAUGUAAAGGACCUGAGCAGGCUGGGCCGAGACCUGAGGCGGGUGCUCAUCCUAGACAACUCACCCGCCUCCUAUGUCUUCCAUCCAGACAAUGCUGUUCCAGUGGCCUCCUGGUUUGACAACAUGAGUGACACUGAGCUACAUGAUCUCUUACCCUUCUUCGAGCAACUCAGCCGCGUGGACGACGUGUACACAGUGCUUAGGCAGCCUAGGCCUGGGAGCUAGUGAGGUGUCUUGGGGCCAGGACCUGCCCUUCACCAAGGCCCAAGCCUUUUCCCAUCAGACUGGGAACCUGCCUGUGCUGUUAACAAAACCCAUGGGCUAAGCAGUAUCCAUGGCCCAGGGGAAGAGGGUGUCUGCACCCCUGCCAGGCUGCAUGGAGGACAAUGAGCCCUUGGGUCCCAGUGUCAGUGCCUUCAAACUUCUUCCCCUCUUCCCAGGGGACCUGGGGGGCCCUGCCUGCUGCUCCUCCCCCUCCCCCCGUCUUCUCUGUGCUGCCAUGUUUCUCUGCUGCCAAAUCGGGCCCCAUAGUCCAGGUCUUCGGUGGGGUAGGGGUGAGGCUCCUGCUGCCCCAUGCCUUGGACCCCACCCCCACCCCAGUCUGGGAAGAGUGGACACCAAGUGCCUUGCAUAGAACCCUCUUUGCUGGUCAGCUUUUCCCAGAUCUAGGCUGGCAUGGAAGGAACAGUCUCUCCCUUCCCCUCCCCUUUCCUGGGAUGACGGUACCCCACCAGUUUCUGCUUGGGAGGGAGAGGAAGGAAGUCUCCUGCCACUUGUAAAAGAGCUGGGGAACCUUCCUUAGGGAACACUCCCAAUCCAGCUUGUCCACAGCUCUUGGCUGCUCCUUGUAUCAUUUAAGCCCCCAAUCUCCCCUAAGCCUGGGGGUUGGCAGGACUCCCCUGUGGUGCCAUAUAAAUAUGUAUAUGUGUAUAUAGAUUUUUAAAGGGAGGAGAGAGGAAAGGGUGGGGAGACACUCCUCCCUCACCCCUUCCCUGGGCCCAGAAAUUGGGGGAGGGAGGGAAAGGAUUUUUACAUUUUUAAAACUAUUUUCUGAAUGGAACAAGCUGGGCUGUGAGGGGGUCACAGGCCCUGUUUCUGUCUUUCCCAGCCCUUUUACUCUAUUCAUCCAAAAAGCAUUGAAUACCUUCUGUGCCCAGCGGUGAGCUAGUCCCACCAGCUGGGGGGGGGGGUCAGCCUCGUCACUGGUGCCUCACCCCUAAACCCCAGAUUCCACCGGUGCCUUCAGAGUAUCUGCCACAGCUGGGACCUUCUUGUGGGGAUCUCCAAGAAAGCUUACUGAGCUGCCCCUCUCCAGUGCCAACUUACCCCCACCCCCAGUCCCCGCAGCCUCCUCCAUGGCCCCCUGCUGGCUGGGGGCAGCUCCCAGGUCACUCUGCCAACUGACUUCUGUUUCUGAAGCCCCACCCCACACCUGCCGAGUCUGGAGUUGAAGUUCUUGGGUUCUCUCCAGAAUAUGAGGGUUAAGGGGACCCACAAACAAGUGCCAAGGGAGUUGGUUAAGGGAGAGGGUGCGGUUGGCCUGAAUCAGAUGACCUUCCCAAUUAAGUGCCUUCUCUUCUGACUAGCACCUCCGUGUGACAACUAAAGAAAGCUAGACCCCGUC